Molecule: messenger RNA, 642 nt
Organism: Prorocentrum cordatum
Lineage: Eukaryota; Dinophyceae; Prorocentrales; Prorocentraceae
Source: the annotation of a GenBank genome assembly
AUGGCCCGCGCGGGCCUGGCGGGCGGUCACAUUAGCCAGAUCCCGAGCCUGACCAUAAACGGCCAUGUCAUGGAUCUCACCGACCCAGGGCCCAUGACCAAGUUCAACGACGACAGCUUCAAGACAAGACAGAGCACGCGGCGCCGCGCCAGUCACCGGAGCCAGUGCGCAGGGGGGCGCGAGUGCGUGACCUCCGCGUCGCUUGCCAUGGACCCGACGGGCAACGUCAUCGCCAGGUCUCCCGCAAAGUCCCACGCGGCAGCGUUUGCUGCGCGAGGCCAGCACCUCGGGUCGAGGGCGCACCGGAAGCGCGACCGCGAGGAAGAGUUCGCGCGAAACGAGGCGGGCAAGGUCCAGGGCAAAGGGAAGCGGCCCAGGCCAGAGGGCUUGGAAAGGGCUGGCACCGGCAGCAGACCUCUGCGGAGGCGCAGCUUUUUCAGCGCCUACGCGGUGCACGUGAUGGUGCGCGACGGGCCGCUGUACGUCUUCCUGCUGCACGCCUGGUUCUUCGCCCUGCACUUUAUACAGGGCCCGCCGUGCGAGCACGUGGACACGAGGCUCCAGCGGGUGAUGCUGGAGUACGCACUGCUGGGCAACACGCUGAGCGUUUUCUGCUUGAUAUUCGCGAACUGGCGCGCAGUG